AUGGCUGCUGGAGCUAAAAGAAAUUGUUCAAAAACUUACAAAGUUCCACGUCGUCCCUUCGAGAAAGAACGAAUUGAUCAAGAACUUCGUUUAAUAGGGUCAUUUGGUUUACGAAACAAACGUGAAAUUUGGCGCGUGGCUUAUACACUAUCAAAUAUUCGUCGUGCCGCUCGAGAAUUACUUACAUUAGAUGAUAAAGAUCCCCGUCGACUUUUUGAGGGAAAUGCCUUGAUCAGAAGGCUUGUCAGAAUUGGUGUAUUGGAUGAAACCAAAAUGAAACUUGAUUAUGUAUUGGCUUUGAAGAUUGAAGAUUUCUUAGAACGAAGGUUACAAACUCAAGUCUUUAAACUUGGUUUGGCUAAGUCGAUUCAUCAUGCUCGUGUUCUCAUCAGACAGCGUCAUAUUCGUGUUGGCAAGCAAAUCGUUGAUAUCCCAAGUUUUAUUGUUCGGCUUGAUUCGCAGAAGCAUAUUGAUUUUGCCUUAACAUCACCUUACGGUGGUGGUCGUCCCGGUCGUGUGAAGAGAAAACGUCAACGAACUGCAGCUAAGGGUGACGAGGAAGAAGAAGAUGAAUAG
Messenger RNA from Diversispora eburnea, 576 nucleotides. NCBI's taxonomy places the organism in Eukaryota, Fungi, Glomeromycota, Glomeromycetes, Diversisporales, Diversisporaceae. The record is from the annotation of a GenBank genome assembly.